CUCGUGGAACGCUACCCUCAAAUUCUACGUACAGGUUGGGCAGCCCACCAUGUUUGCCAAAACCCUCGCGAUCUUCGCCCUCGCUCUGCUCUUCAGCUGCGUAGACGGAGCUCCAACGAUCGACACCGCUCUCGGCUCGAAACACAAUCUAUAUCUUGUCACCUGUCAACGGAAACACGCAAUCGACUGCACACAGCUCAUCUUGUGCAGCCUAGAUGACAGACCGGCGACAAAGCACACAGCGGUAGCAUACUACCCGAAUGGACCGAUAAUCGACACGAAUUCAGCUCCAAGUGAGGUCGCAAUUGUCAGCGAUCCUACCGUACCAUGGGAAGGAACACAGCACACAGCAAUAUUAGGAAAGGCUAGUUCAUUUACGUCAAACAUCACUGCAGGAGCCGACGCGCUGAAGAAAGGCGAGGUUGCAGGCAAUGCGAAGAUGGACAGCGAGGAGUUUGUGUGUUUCAGUGAUGGGCAGUCGAGGUUUACGAUUCGGCAUCGGAUUGGACGUGGCCGGGAAGAGGUCUUGUGCAUAGCAGAUUACUGGUGCCCUUCAAUCCAGGUGUGA
Messenger RNA from Lindgomyces ingoldianus, 568 nucleotides. RefSeq lists its product as uncharacterized. The transcript has a single exon. Lineage: Eukaryota; Fungi; Ascomycota; Dothideomycetes; Pleosporales; Lindgomycetaceae. Bases 50 to 568 code for a protein of 172 amino acids. The record is from RefSeq and is a predicted model, not a curated record.